Molecule: messenger RNA, 825 nt
Organism: Colletotrichum truncatum
Lineage: Eukaryota; Fungi; Ascomycota; Sordariomycetes; Glomerellales; Glomerellaceae
Product: dj-1 family protein
Biological process (GO): regulation of DNA-templated transcription
Source: RefSeq, a predicted model, not a curated record
AUGAUGCAAAGGGGCCGUAACAUCGCCAUCUUGCUUUUCUCCAGAAGACCCACCGUAGCGGCCUCAACUCACUCAUCCCACAUAAGGAGAUUCACUCACAGUCCCAACACCAUGUCUCAGAGCAGUGAUCUCACAAGCGGCAAAAAGCCGGUCAACUUCGGCAUCGUCGUCUUCCCUGCCUUCCAGGCACUCGACGUCUUCGGGCCCCUGGAUGCGCUUAACAUGUUGUCGCGCUCCUACGAUAUGAACCUGUACACCAUUGCCGAGUCUUUGGAUCCCGUCUCUACGAAGCAGAUCCCCGGAGCUCAACAACAGCCCGGCGCUAUCCCCGCCGCCCCUUCGGCGCCGACAGCGAACUCCGAUUUCGGCCAGACCAUCCUGCCUACGCAUACCUUCCAGACAGCCCCACCUCUUGACGUGCUCAUCGUUCCCGGCGGACAGGGCACGCGAUAUGCCGGCAUUCGCACAGCCAUUGAGUUCAUCAAGGAGCGCUUCCCAGAGCUGCAGCACCUAAUUACUGUUUGUACCGGGGCAGGCGUGGCAGCGCGUGCUGGGGUGCUGGAUGGAAAGAGGGCUACGACAAACAAACUGUCAUGGGAACAGACCAUUGCUCUGCGCCCCGAGGUUAACUGGGUACACAAGGCACGAUGGGUGGAAGAUGGGAACGUUUGGACAUCCUCGGGGAUUAGCGCCGGGAUUGAUGUGACGUUUGCGUGGAUCGGAGCAGUGUACGGGAAGGAUGUUGCGAAAGGCAUCGCCAACAGGAUGGAGUACACCCCCGUAGAAGAUCCGAGUUGGGACCCUUUUGCGGAUAUGUGGCGUUAA